AGCAGUUAAAUUUUGAAGUGUCAGAAAUGGCUGAACUUAGAAGAUAGUGUUUCAAAAAUUUUCAUGUCCCUUUUGUUAUUAGGAUGCUCCAAAUAUGAGAUGUUAAUACUGACUAUCUUGCUCUUGUUCAUUUAGCAGGCUAAACAGAUUGUACAAAUUUCUACUUUAGCUUUUAACAUACGAUUUGCAUUUUCUGUCUCCCAAAUAUCUGCAUGUCCUAAGGUAUAUUGCCUCUGUAUUAAUAAUAUGGAACAUCCUCAAUGUGUGCAUGUCCUAUGGUAUAUUGCCUCUUUAUUAAUCAUAUGAAACACCUCAAAGUAAAGGCUUUGUCAGUAAACCUCAGGCUUAAGAAAUUAGCAUUAUCUUUUUACUUGCAGAGCUCACUGGUUGAUCUCCCGUUGAAGAACUACUACAGAUAUGUUAUACCAACAUUGGAUGACUUUAGUAGUACAGAUUACACCAUUUAUGGUCCCAAAGCAUUUUUCGCUAAUAUGCCACCUUCUAAGACGCUGACUAUGAAUCUUGAUGUUCCCGAGCCUUGGCUUGUUGAGCCUGUUGUUGCCAUCCAUGACCUAGAUAAUAUAUUGCUUGAAAACCUAGGAGAGACUAGGACACUGCAAGCAGUGUAUGAACUAGAAGCACUUGUCCUAACAGGUCACUGCUCCGAGAAGGAUCAUGAGCCUCCUCGAGGCCUUCAGCUGAUCCUUGGCACUAAGAGUACACCGCACUUGGUUGACACACUUGUCAUGGCCAAUUUGGGUUAUUGGCAAAUGAAAGCGUUUCCUGGAGUUUGGUACCUGCAGCUUGCUCCAGGGAGAAGCUCAGAGCUUUAUGCUUUGAAGGAAGAUGGUGAUGGUGGUCAAGAGACAACUUUGUCAAAACGGAUCACUANCCAUGGCGCCCUUCUUCCUCCCGUCGUGAUGUCGGAGAUCGUUGUGGUGAGGUACGGACGGACAGGACAGAACCUUCCUACGGGUAGAUAUAGUUCGGUCGGAGCGGCUAAAAGCCACAGAUCUACCGGAACCCUCCUCGACCGAAGGGACGGGCUGCAAGGUACUGCUCUGAUACGAGCGACGACGCGGUCCGCCGACGAAAGCUAA
Nicotiana attenuata is the source of this 1100-nucleotide messenger RNA. RefSeq names its product UDP-glucose:glycoprotein glucosyltransferase-like. Gene Ontology annotation, cellular component: endoplasmic reticulum. The record is from RefSeq and is a predicted model, not a curated record. Bases 261 to 1100 code for a protein of 279 amino acids. The transcript is spliced from 5 exons. Gene Ontology annotation, molecular function: UDP-glucose:glycoprotein glucosyltransferase activity. NCBI's taxonomy places the organism in Eukaryota, Viridiplantae, Streptophyta, Magnoliopsida, Solanales, Solanaceae.